This is a messenger RNA of Vigna radiata var. radiata (mung bean), 684 nucleotides long. RefSeq lists its product as uncharacterized. The record is from RefSeq and is a predicted model, not a curated record. Bases 1 to 684 code for a protein of 227 amino acids. Lineage: Eukaryota; Viridiplantae; Streptophyta; Magnoliopsida; Fabales; Fabaceae. The transcript has a single exon.
AUGGAAGAACAAGAAUCUGUUGUUGACUAUAUUGGGACAAUCCAAAUGGUAGUGAACGCCAUGAGAACGUGCGACAAGGUAAUGAAAGAUAAGAAAAUCGUGGAGAAAAUCUUGAGAACGCUAAUUCCACAGUACGAUCAUAUCAUGGUAGUGAUUGAAGAAUGCAAAGAUGUGGAGAAAAUGAAGAUCGAAGAACUGCAGAACUCGCUGGAAGCUCACGAACAGCAUCUUCUUGAAAGAAAGAAAGCAGAAAAGGAAGUGGGUCUUGGUUCUAAUCAAGCACUACAAGUGAGAAGCAACUUUAAACCCAGAGGACGAGGUGCUGGAAGAGGUAGAGGCAGAUCUCGAGGAGGCAGAUCUGGAGGAAGAAACAUGGGCACUUCGGAUCAAAACGUUGGAGAAGAAGGCUUCGAAAGCAAAAGAGGCGGAAAGCCAACGAGAGGUAGAGGCAGGAAGAACAUUGACAAGAGAAAUAUUCAGUGCUAUAUGUGUAGCAAGUAUGACAAUUAUUCAUUGGAAUGCUGGCAUAACGAAACCAUGAAAAGGAAUAAAGAAGACGAAGUCAAUCUUCCACAGGACGCAGAAGAUUCAGACUUGGAUCAUGUACUUUUAAUGAGUGUUAUGGAAAGUGUUAAAGAAUUGAAGCAGUGGUGUUCAACACAAAAGGGGUGUUCAAACACUUGA